Molecule: messenger RNA, 2175 nt
Organism: Stylonychia lemnae
Lineage: Eukaryota; Ciliophora; Spirotrichea; Sporadotrichida; Oxytrichidae
Source: the annotation of a GenBank genome assembly
AUGAGAUAUUAAAAUGAUCCUAAGCUAAAGUCAUAUAUUGAAUGGGCACAGAAAAACGGAGUUAUUAUGGAUAAACUGCAUUUCCCAGCUGCAUUUGGGCCUGACCAUUCUUAUUUUAUGGGAUCUGCUGCAAAGACUGAUAUAGAGUAUAAUGAAGCAUUUGUAUAUGUUCCAAACAGAUGCCUCAUAACAGUAGAAAGAGCUCUAUCCUCAGAAAUAGGUUUUAUGUUUGAUAAUCAUGAUAAUUUGUACAAGUCUAAUCCAGAUAGAGAUUUUUUGACAAUUUUAACUUUUCUGAUGUUUGAAUUCCAGAAAGGGGAGGAGUCUUUCUGGCAUCCUUAUUUCUAAGCUGUUGAUCCAGGCUAACUCACAUGCUAUUGGGAAGAGAAUUACAUAAAUGCACUUAGCGAUAAUGAAUUAAAAGAGCAGAUUUCAGCUUACAAAGAAAGUAUGGAAGAGGAAUGGGACUAAGUCCACAAAGUAAUGAGAGUUUACCCAGAUUAUUUCAAUCCAGAGAUAUGUAAUUAUGAGAUGUUUAAGAAAGCAGCUUGCUUCAUAGCCACAAGAUGUUUUGGAUGGGGCUUGCCUACUACUAUUCUAGCACCCAUUGCUGACUCAUUCAAUCAUAGUUCAAAGUCAGGAAAUAUGAUUGACUUUGUUAAUAAAAGAUUGCAUGUUAUGCAGAAUAAGAUUUAUGGCUAUCAAUUUAACUUUGAUGUGGACAGUUCUUCUACAGGCAUUGAUGAUUAGUAUGAUAAAUCGACGUCCAAAUUCAAGUACAACAUCAAAAGACUUUUUAAGGAAGAUUAAGAUAUAUCAUCUGAUUCAAAUAAAUUAAAACUGAUUGAAGGUGAUCAACCUACUCAAGAAGAAAUUAAAGACAGAUACGAUGAAUAGGAGGUGUUUGAACGAUUCAAGAGUUUACUUAAAUCAGAGAUAAAUAACAAUGAUGAGGAUGAAACUGAGGAGCAUAAAAAAGAAAAGUUUCCAGAUCAUGGGAUGGAGCUUUGGGGAAUCGGUUAUGUGAGCAGUGACUAUGAGUAGGAUGAUGAUUAAGAUGAUGAAGAGGAAGAUGCUGAGGAAGCAGCUAUGAAUGAGGAACUAAAGAGAAAGAUAUUGCAUGAUUAGGGAUCUCCUGAAGACUUUGGUAUGGAUGAGUUUGAAACUAUCAGUAGUAACACUCGACUGAGAGAGAUAUAUUCAUAUAGAUGGUGGCAAGAUAAUGAUAGCGACAACUACUUUGUGAUGAUUAACAAGAAUCAUAGAACUAUCAAAGCUGGAGAGCAGAUUUACUAUAACUAUGGUAGAAGAACAAAUGCCUAUCUUUUGGAAAAUUAUGGAUUCGUGUUGGAUGAGAAUAAUCAAUAUAAUUCCUUAGAAUUUAGAGUCAUUAUUGGAACUAACCCCAAAGAACAGAUUAAUCUUGCUUAAGAUCUCCUUCCAGAUCAAAAGAUACUUGAAGAUAGAGAAAAUAUAGAUACAACCACUGAGGUAAUGAAGGUCAAAUCAUACAGAGUAAGUGAGGGCUUUUUCGCAUACUUGAGAUCAGUUUUACAAAACAACUAUAAUGGAGCAGACUCAUAGUUCCUAAUGGUAUCCUCACCAAGAGUCAUUGACUAUGAAUUGAUUAUAAUAGAUUUCGCUAUUGAUCUUUUGGAAUCCUUUGGUAAAAGAGAACUCUUUAAGUAUCACUCUUUAGAAUAAGAAAUUAAGAUGUUUGAGCAAGAAUAGGAUUAUAAGAUGCGUUUUAUUCAUCAACAUAAUAUCUAGAGGAUGAAGAUAUAUCACAAUCACAUAAAGUUCCUUAGAGUUCUCAAGGCUAUAAUAGAAUCUCUACAAGUUGAUCAAGAUACUUUCACAAGAGCAUGUUUAAGAAGAAUUGAGGGUAUUGAAGAUGGUGAUAGUGACUAUGAGUUAUUCAAGAGAAGAAUGGGUAUGAGAAAUUAUUUCAAAGAACUCAAAAUGAACAUUCAAAGAAUCAAGAGAUCGAAGACAGAGAAACAAAAGACUAAAGAUGUUAAAGAAGAGAAAAAGAAGAAAGCAAAGGACCCAAAGCCUAGUACAGCUGCAGCAAACGGCGAUUAAUCAAAGUAAGAUUGUGAGAAUUAGAGUGUAAUGAAGACAACAUCCUCCAGUAUGAGAUCUAAAUCACAAGUAAAAAAGAAGAAGAAGUGA